Telopea speciosissima is the source of this 648-nucleotide messenger RNA. RefSeq lists its product as uncharacterized. Gene Ontology annotation, cellular component: chloroplast thylakoid membrane; chloroplast stroma. Lineage: Eukaryota; Viridiplantae; Streptophyta; Magnoliopsida; Proteales; Proteaceae. The record is from RefSeq and is a predicted model, not a curated record. The transcript is spliced from 3 exons. Bases 20 to 622 code for a protein of 200 amino acids.
AACCUUUGUAAACCAAACCAUGGUUGCUGCUUCUACUCUGCAUCAACUGCUCCACUCAACACGCUGCACAUCACCCGUGCGAUUCUCUUCCCAUUCUCCUUCGUUUAAUUCAUGCAACAAGCUUUUGUUCAGAAGAGACGGAGACUGCAAUCAGUUCUCUAAAUUGAAUGAAAUUUCGGGCCACCGGAUUCUGGCUAUGGCUUGCAAUGCAACAUCUUCGUCGGAAGAAGGCAACAUUGUGGAAGCCGACAACGAUGACGAUGGUGUCUCCCUUGGGACCAUGAUAUUACCCCUUGACAUCGAUAUUCCUAGAUUCGAAACUCUGCUCUUCCAGUGGGCGAACAGUCUCUGCCAGGGAGCUAAUCUUCCCCUUCCCGUGCCGUUGAAGGUGGAUAAAAUCAAAGGUGGAGCUAGAUUGGGAUUCAUCACAAUUGGAGAUGGCCAGACUCAAGUUUUGGUAUAUAUUGAUUGCACAGUUUUUUCAGCAACCGAAGGCUCUGGUCCAAUUUUCCGUGCCAUAAGGAAUGGACCAUUAAAAGAUCAGUCACCUCCUGGUGAGCCAAGAAUCAUGAGAAGUCUUCUGCAAGCCCUCAAAAAGUCAGUCGAAAUCGCUAGAGUUUAAGCUUCACAAACACAAGUAUUCUAUUU